Racocetra persica is the source of this 174-nucleotide messenger RNA. The record is from the annotation of a GenBank genome assembly. NCBI's taxonomy places the organism in Eukaryota, Fungi, Glomeromycota, Glomeromycetes, Diversisporales, Gigasporaceae.
AUGUCGCCAUAUACUAAUUUUGCUGUUGAUCAUCUUUGGUGCUAUCGUUCAGCAUCAUCGGAUAUUGAUUUGCAGAUUUUGUUUGCUGAACUUCAUUUGUCGGUUUCGUCGUUGCUGUUCCAUAUUGUAGUCGUAGCUUUUGCUUCAGUUACUGUAGUUGUCCGUUUAGGGUAA